Phragmites australis (common reed) is the source of this 4455-nucleotide messenger RNA. RefSeq names its product helicase-like transcription factor CHR28. Gene Ontology annotation, molecular function: ATP binding; ATP-dependent chromatin remodeler activity. Bases 220 to 3969 code for a protein of 1249 amino acids. NCBI's taxonomy places the organism in Eukaryota, Viridiplantae, Streptophyta, Magnoliopsida, Poales, Poaceae. The transcript has 13 exons. The record is from RefSeq and is a predicted model, not a curated record.
GACCCAUGGCUUUUAAAAAUCUCCAACCCGAGGCGAAAUUUUCCCCUUCUACCCAUUUCCGCUCGUUCGACGCGGAUGCCAUCUUCUUCUUGUUAGCCCCGCCCCCCGCCACCGCAGCCGCCCACCCGCCCGCGCCGAUUGGAAAAGGGGUUUCGCUCGUCCGGAGAAGGCAAAGCGUCCACCCGCCCCCGCGAAUCGUAUGGUCGAAUAGCGACUCGGAUGAUGGCGGAGGAACCGGCGGUCGGUUACGAUGUCUUCGAAGGCGCCGGCUGCGCGGGCGGCGUGGAGGACAACCUGUCCAUGCCCCUUGGCGACUUUUUCGCCUUCCUGGAGACCGAGCCCUCGCCGCCAGAGGACGGGGAGGAGGGGGAGCAGCAGCAGCCUGGGGUCAAUCAAGGUUGUUUGCAGAUGCCUGCCGACACCAACGGUUCUGAAAAUGCAUUCCAAAGCAAUGAAGAAUCUUGGUCAAACUACUCGCAUGUGGACCCUUCACAGUGCCAGAUGGAAGUUAACAUGGAACUCAAUCAAGGAGAAGGAACGAUUGAUCAUUCAGAGGCUAGCCCUUAUGGAUUGUUUAGCAAUGCUGAGAAAUACAAAGGCCCAAAUGAUCAAUCAAGAGCUUACAACAUGAUCGGUCAAUAUUUUGCAACAGAUGCAUCAAACCAUGCUAAUUUUGAAGAAGCAACUGGCCUUCCAUAUGAAGAUUUCUCAAAUGGUUCAUACCUUGGACGACAAGCUAUGUACUCUGACCAAACACAACUCCAAGUAGAUAACAACAUGGCAGACAUGGAGACACAAAUGAAUACUUAUUUUUCAGGUGAUAUAUCCACAGAUCAAUCAGGUUUGAGUGAAAUUAAAUGGGAGGGUACAGAAGCAAUGCUUGGUAAUACUGGUCAGGACGGUAACCAUUUCACUUCAAUGGACAUGUUUUCUCUUACCCAUAAUGCACCUAUACCUGAUAUUUCUUGCACUGAGUUGAACAUGGGUGAGGCAACUGAAAGCAUGCGCAAUGGCAACAGCAGUUGCCUAACUGUGCAGGAAGAACAUCUAGAGGGGGAAUGUGGAGAAUAUCCUCAUGCAUAUUAUGCUUCCGUUGAUAUGCUUGGUGAAAGAUCACUGCAUGAUUUGCCACAUGAUUUUUCACAAAACAAUGAGCAAUAUGAGAUGGAACAGUUCCCACCGAAUAUAUGUGAAAGCGAUUCGAUGAAGAUAGCCUCUCCGGAUCAAUACUGUGAUGAUACAUCUUUAUCAGAUUUUGACAUGUAUGUAUCCUCGCCAGAGUCGAUUUCCUGUGAGCAGAACCAGUCUGAAGAUACUUGUUUCAAGAGCGAGUCUAGCACUGACUCUUCUCCAGUACCCUCAAGCAGAAACUCCACCACAGAGGAUGCUGAUAAAUACUUAGGUCACACAUCAAAACAGUUGCUGGACUCCAAGUUUAUCCCUAUCGGCAAUCAACACCCAUUUAAGAACAUGGGAUAUCAAAAACCUCCAGUAUUACAUAAACAGUAUGAUUAUCGACGCGACAACUCUUCUAUUCAUGGCAAUUCAUCAAUAGAUUGUUUCAGUAUAGAUGACAAUGUGGCCUCUGAUUUAUGUGUUCUUGAGGGUAAUAAGAAUCCUGCUCCUGAUCGUCUAUUGCCACUCCAUGGAAGGCUCCAUCAUAACUUUCAACAAUCUAUGUAUGCUAAUUCCAUUCUUCCUACAUUUGGUGGGAUGAGAUACAAGCCACAUGAUGAUGAAAGAAAUACACUACGCCUUGCGUUGCAGGAUAUUUCACAGCCAAAGUCUGAGGCUAAUCCACCUGAUGGGGUUUUAGCAGUUCCUUUAUUGAGGCAUCAGAAAAUUGCCUUGUCAUGGAUGGUGCAAAAGGAGACCCGUAGUUCGCAUUGCUCUGGUGGAAUUCUCGCAGAUGACCAGGGCCUGGGUAAAACUGUAUCGGCCAUAUCACUGAUUUUGACAGAACGGCCACCAGUGCCACAGUCAUCUACUAUUAAGAAAGAGCCAUGUGAAGCUGUAACUCUAGACGACGACAAUGAUGAUGAUUGUGCUGAACCUCAUUUGAAAAAACCAAUACAUGCAUGUAGCCCUGAAGUAACGAGUAACACAGUUAAGAAAGAAAAUACUAUUGUAGCGGUUAAGACAAGACCAGCUGCUGGAACAUUGGUUGUUUGCCCUACAAGUGUUUUGCGCCAAUGGGCAGGAGAGCUGACUAAUAAAGUUACGAGUAAAGCUAAUUUGUCUUUUUUAGUAUAUCAUGGUGGCAAUCGUACGAAGGAUCCUUACGAGCUCACAAAAUAUGAUGUUGUGCUAACUACAUAUUCUAUAGUAAGCAUGGAAGUACCAAAACAAUCAAAUCCUGAUAGUGACGAUGAAGAGAAAGGGAAGCCUGACAGAUAUGGUGCUCCUGUUGCCUCUUCAGGUAGUAAAAAGAGGAAGUCAUCCUCUUCUAAGAAAAGGAAAAAUGGAAGUGCAGUGGAGAGUAGCUUGCCUGAGAGACCUCUUGCAAAAGUUGCUUGGUUUAGGGUUAUUCUUGAUGAAGCACAAAGUAUUAAAAAUUACCGAACUCAGGUUGCCAGGGCAUGCUGGGGUCUGCGAGCCAAAAGAAGAUGGUGUUUGUCCGGGACACCUAUACAGAAUGCUGUGGAGGAUCUCUAUAGCUAUUUUAGAUUCCUCAGAUAUGACCCGUAUGCUGUAUACAAGCAAUUUUGCACCAUGAUAAAAUUGCCAAUCAGUAGGAACCCAACUAACGGCUACAAGAAGCUUCAAGUUGUUUUGAAGACGGUAAUGCUACGCCGGACUAAGGCAACAAUGCUUGAUGGGACACCAAUCAUUUCCUUACCGCCGAAGACUGUUUCUCUUAAGACAGUGGACUUCACUAGUGAAGAGCGUGCUUUUUAUAAUACUUUAGAAACCGAAUCACGAGAACAGUUCAAGGAAUAUGCAGCUGCUGGUACUGUUAAGCAAAACUAUGUCAAUAUACUACUGUUGCUUUUACGGCUCAGACAGGCAUGCGAUCACCCUCACCUAGUAAGAGGCCAUGAGUUUACCUCUAGCUGGAUGUCUUCGUUGGAGAUGGCGAAGAAACUGCCCAUGGAAAGGCAGCAAGAAUUGCUUAUUUGCUUGCAAUCUUGUUCUGCAAUAUGUGCUCUUUGCAAUGAUGCACCAGAAGAUGCUGUUGUCACUAUAUGCGGCCAUGUAUUUUGCAACCAGUGCAUACUGGAGCAACUCACUGGUGAUGACAGCAUAUGCCCGGUGUCGAAUUGCAGGGUCCGACUAACUACAACUUCACUAUUCUCCAGAGGCACUCUUGAAUGCUCUCUGAGAAGAUUAACCUAUGAUUUCAAAUCUAACGAUUUGGGCAUGGAAAUGGUACCUGCUGAAAAGCGGCCUGGGAUCGAUUCAUCGUACGCAUCUUCCAAAGUGAGAGCUGCAUUAGAUAUUCUUCUCUCAUUGCCCAAAAUAGAUCCCACCCAAAUGAGCGAUAGCAAAAAGUCAAUUGGGCUUACCUCUGAAAAAUUCGACGGAAAUAGUACGUCAGAACAUAUUGACACCAAGAUGACAGAGAAGGCCAUUGUGUUCUCUCAAUGGACUAGAAUGCUGGAUUUGCUAGAGGUUCACUUGAAAGCUUCUCAUGUGACAUAUCGAAGGCUUGAUGGAACUAUGUCUGUUGCUGCACGGGAUAAAGCUGUGAAAGACUUCAAUACGGUUCCAGAGGUUUCUGUUAUGAUCAUGUCACUCAAAGCUGCGAGUCUUGGUUUGAAUAUGGUUGCUGCCUGUCACGUACUUAUGCUUGAUCUUUGGUGGAACCCAACCACAGAAGACCAAGCCGUGGAUAGAGCACACCGUAUUGGCCAAACGCGGCCUGUCACAGUAUCACGGUUAACUGUAAAAGACACUGUUGAAGAUCGAAUUCUGGCUCUUCAGGUAAAAAAAACGGGAGAUGGUUGCUUCUGCAUUUGGGGAAGAUAGAUCUGGUUCCCGCCAAACUCGAUUGACCGUGGAAGACCUGAAUUAUCUGUUUAUGGUCUAGCAUUGCUCCUGAGAGUGGGAACAGUUUGCCUAUUGGAUGGUGUAGACAGUGGUAGAUAAAAUAUUUCUCCAUAACAAAGAACAAAUAUAAUUUAUUUAGGGGUAAUUAGUGUUUUUAGUUUGUACAUGUGCAGAGAUUUUGUAGUCUUAAAGGUGGUAUUGUGGUUUGUUAGAGGAUCCAAUUCUUUUUGCACUGAAAGCAGAGAGGUACUUAACCAGGUUGAUCCUGCUGUAGUGUCCGCUGACUGAAUAUCAUGAAGAUAACAAUGAAAAUGUCAUUAGGUAACAUGAUAUUUGUACAUAUUUUUUCAUCAGCAUAUCCAACAUCUGGGCUUAGCAUAUGCGCAGUUUGGUUGUAUGUGACGAACCAUGUAAAAAAUUGAACUGAGCUUGUCAUAUUGGCUUUCUUUUUGAGAAUGCUAGUCA